Molecule: messenger RNA, 1837 nt
Organism: Lycium ferocissimum
Lineage: Eukaryota; Viridiplantae; Streptophyta; Magnoliopsida; Solanales; Solanaceae
Product: chaperone protein dnaJ 10
Exons: 10
Coding region: 293-1486 (397 amino acids)
Source: RefSeq, a predicted model, not a curated record
AACCCAAAAAGGUCAAACAGGAGACCAAAAGCCAACACAGCAAUGAAAAAUCAAUUUCGAUCUUCUAAUUUCAUCAUCUCCGAAAUUUACUAAUCCUUUCGAUCGAUUUUUUUACUUUUGGUUGUUAUUUUGUGUUCAUUUAUUCCUUCUUUUUUAUUUUUUCGAUCCCCUUUUUUUUUUUUACCAAACUUGAAUAGCAGUUAAUUAACCGUACCUUGUGGUUCAGUUUCAAAUUUUGUAUCUUAAUUUCAUUUCUAUCGAGAAAAAAAAAAUUGAACAAAAUUAAAGAUCGAUGGUGAAGGAGACGGAAUAUUAUGACAUUUUGGGGGUCAGCCCAACUGCUACCGAAUCUGAGAUUAAAAAAGCAUACUACAUUAAGGCACGGCAAGUUCAUCCUGAUAAAAACCCAAAUGACCCUCAAGCUGCGCAGAAUUUUCAGGUGUUGGGAGAGGCUUAUCAAGUACUGAGUGAUCCAGGUCAACGACAAGCUUAUGAUGCACAUGGCAAAUCAGGAAUUUCAACAGAUGCAAUCAUUGAUCCUGCAGCAAUUUUUGCUAUGCUUUUCGGAAGUGAACUUUUUGAGGAGUACAUAGGUCAGCUUGCUAUGGCAUCAAUGGCUUCAUUGGAUAUUUUCACUGAAGGUGAAGAUUUUGAUGCAAAAAAGUUACAAGAGAAAAUGAGGGUUGUUCAGAGGGAGAGGGAAGAAAAGCUUGCUGAAACUUUGAAAGACCGGCUCAAUCUGUAUGUACAAGGAAAUAAAGAGGAAUUUGUUCGUCAAGCAGAAGCUGAGGUUGCGAGGCUCUCAAAAGCAGCUUAUGGUGUUGAUAUGUUAAAUACAAUUGGAUACAUAUAUGCAAGGCAGGCAGCUAAAGAACUCGGGAAGAAGGCAUUAUACUUGGGUUUGCCUUUUAUUGCUGAGUGGUUCAGAAACAAAGGCCAUUUUAUCAAAUCUCAAGUAACUGCUGCAACAGGUGCAAUUGCUUUGAUUCAGCUACAAGAGGACAUGAAAAGGCAGCUCAGCGCUGAAGGAAAUUACACCGAGGAAGAACUUGAAGAGUACAUGCGAUCCCACAAGAAGCUAAUGAUUGAUUCGCUCUGGAAGCUUAACGUAGCAGAUAUUGAAGCCACUCUUUCUCGUGUGUGUCAAAUGGUUCUACAAGACAACAACGUAAAGAAAGAAGAGCUUCGUGCUCGCGCAAAGGGGUUGAAGACUCUUGGAAAAGUUUUCCAGAAGGUUAAAUCAGUCGAUGGAAAUGAAACCGAAACUACAGCAAAUGGUGUCCACAAGUUGGAUGGAAAUGAACCGAGUUUUGACUGUCGUUCUUCAACUGCUGCGUCAGUACAAUCUCCAAAUAAAGAAGAGGUGCCUUCUACAGUAUCUGCAUCACAGAGCCCAUAUGUGGAGGCUCCACAGUUUGCCGGUGGUCAAUUCAGCUAUAACUUCCCCAUGCCGACUGCACCACCGGGUGCACAGAGACACAGGUAGACAUAUGGUGGACGACGCAAGAAUUUGUGUAGCUUGUGAAUUGUAGCGCGUGUUGUUGUAUGGCUUAUUCUUAGGAAAAAGAGAGGGAGUUUGUAUUUCUUAUGUAUUAUCCCCAGUGUGCGCAUAUAUUUGAAGCAUGAUUCCAAGCUUGUGUAACAGAUAGCUGACCAGAGAAAAGCUUCUGUAAUAUUGAUUUCAGGAAGGACUGCUUUGUAAUUAAUAGUUCGAGUGUAAGUUGUCUGGCCUGUGAAUGCAAAAUAUUAUAUUGCAUUGGUCUAUUCUUGUUCUAUAACCAAUUUAAAGUUUGUUAUUGACCUAUUCUGCCACCCCCUAGUUGGUGUCUUUUUGUUC